UUGAGUAUGAAAAUUUUCAACUGUAUCAUCUUAGCCUAGCCUAACCUUAGAUUAGAAUUUAAUGCAAGAUUAAAUAAUAAAUCUUAAAAGCAUAAUCUUGUUUUUGUUAUAGUUAAGAAUAACAUUUUAUCAAAUAUCGUAUUAAGAUAGCGAAGGUUAUAGAUCCCAUGGCAUUUCCACUGAACGAUCAGAUUUAUACAAAAUCUUUUACACCUAGAGAAUACCAAGUAGAAUUAUUUUAUGCUGCUAAAGAUAAAGACAUUAUUGUUUGUUUAGGUAAAAAUUAUGAACAAACUUUUAUUGUUAUAAAAUUAAUCCAAGAAUUUGCUACAAACAAUAGAAGAUUAUUAAGCGAAGGAGGAAGACGAUCAUUGUUCAUAUUGACAGAUGAAGAAAAAUGUACAAUAAAAGCAAGCUACAUACAACAACUCACAGAUUUAAAAGUAUUAUUAUGUGACACUUGUUCACUUACAGAAUUUAUGGAAAACUUUGAAACUUCUCAUGUACUAGUUACAACUGCUAAGACAUGUGCACAAUUAUUGACAGACAGAAAAAUUUUACCAUGUCAGAUAAAUCUAGUCAUAAUUGACGAGUGCCAUAAAUCUAUAGACAAUAACAAGCUAAAAUUUAUUUUACAAACUAUUUCGGCAUGUGAGAAUGUUCCUAGAAUCAUUGGAUUAGCUGUACCAUUGUUUAAUUUAACACAAGAGCCUGGAAGAUUAGCAUUGGAAAUAGAAAAAGUAGAAGACACAUUUCAAUGUGAAGUUGAAACAACUAGUGAUAUAUUAUCUAUAUUGCGGUAUAGCCCUAAGCCUAAAGAAUAUGUAGUAGAAUAUGCUAAAAAUGCAAAAGGAAAAUUACAUACUACUAUAGAAAAUUAUAUAUUGCAUGCUCUUGAAUUUUUACGUGAUCAUCGUCAUGAUCCAACUGAGAUUUAUAAUGAAGAAUUUUAUGAAGACAUUCAAAAAAUACCAGAUCCUACAGAGAAACCUUUUGAGAUGAUGCAAGACUUUUUGUACAUAUUAGAAACUCUUGGACCAUGGUGUGCAGAUCGUGCUGCACUGGCUCUUCUAAUUUUAACAGAAAAAUUAAAAGUAAAGACACCUUAUGAAAGACAUUACCUAUUAUUAAACAUGGUAGCAUCCGUUUUCACAAAAAUACGAGCUUUAUGUGAUAAUACAUUUGAAGUUUUAUCUGAAAAGGAAAGAAUAUAUAAAUAUACUACUCCAAAGGUUCAUAGAUUAUUGCAAAUUUUAAAAACAUAUACACCGUAUUAUAAUAAAGAUAUUAAUAAUAAACUAAAUGAAAAUAUUUCUCAAAAGUUACCAGUAAAUAAUAGGGAAGGGUUUACUAGAGAUAGAUUUGUGCAAUCUAAAAAAUCAGAUCGUAAUUGGAAAAGUAAUGAAGAAAAUUGUAGAAGACCACCUAGAGCACCACGACACAUGCGUGGUAUUACAGAUCCUGACCUACUUUGUGGAGUAAUUUUUGUAAAUAAGGCAUUUGUGGCAAAAGUAUUGUUUUAUUUAUUAAACGAAAUAUCUAUGCAUGAUGAUGACUUACAUUUUUUGUCACCUCUUUAUACGAUUGAGAGGAAUAUUGAAGAUAUUAGUUAUUCAAAAGAUGUAGAAAUAGAACAUAGAAAACAAGAAGAAGUUUUGAAAAGAUUUAGGAUACAUGAAUGUAAUUUACUAAUUUCGACUUCAAUUUUAGAAGAAGGUAUAGAUAUUCCCAAAUGCAAUUUCGUAAUGAGGUACGAUUUUCCAAAAACUUAUCAGUCAUAUGUACAAUGUAAAAGUCGUGCAAGAGCUACAGAUGCAUUAUAUGUGUUAUUAGUACCGCAAGAAAUGUCAAAGGAGUAUAUAUGGCAGCUAGCUCAAUAUCAUUACAUAGAAAAGACUUUGUUAGUAAAAUGUUCUAAUAACGAACCAUCUGAAGAAGAAGAAAACGAAGCAGACAUGUAUGCUGCUAUGAUACCACAUUAUAAACCGCUUGAUGGAGAUGAUGCACCUAAAGUUACUUUUAAUUCUGCUAUAUCACUAGUAAACAGAUACUGUGCAAAAUUACCUAGUGAUACUUUUACAAGGUUAACUCCAGAAUGGUCCAUUCGAGAAAUGGAUGUUGAUAAUAAAUUUAUGUACACAUGUUCUUUACGACUUCCUAUAAAUUCUCCAGUAAAAUAUGUUGUAUUGUCAUAUCCUAUGCCUAAUAGAGCUAUGGCAAGACGAAUGGCUGCUUUACAGUUAUGCAUUGAUUUACACAGAAAAAAUGAAAUAGACGAUAAUUUGUUACCCAUUGGGAAGGAAAAUUUUAAAGCUAAACCAGAGGAUGCAGAAGUACCUGCUCUACCAGAUGAAAGUAAAGUGGAUUUUUCUGAAGCUCGACCGGGAACGACUAAGCGCAGACAAUAUUAUUAUAAAAAGACAGCCGAGGCAUUAACAGAUUGUAGACCAAUAAUUGGAGUUCCUUCUUAUUUAUAUCAUAUUAAUCUGGUUUUGAGUUGUCCUUUACCUGAAGAACAAAAUACAAGAGGUCGACGUAUAUAUCCUCCUGAGGAAUCAGCUAUUGGUUUUGGUAUAAUAACAUUAAAAGAAAUUCCUAAGUUAUGUCCAUUUCCUAUUUAUACUAGAUCUGGGGAAGUUCAUGUAAAAUUAAAACUUAGUAAACAGACUAUAAUUCUGAAUGAAAUGCAAGUAGAAAAAAUUGCCAUUUUUCUUAAUUAUACUUUUACAAAUGUAUUAAGAUUACAACAAUAUUUGAUGCUUUUUGAUCCUAAUGCUUCAGAGAACUCAUAUAUGAUUGUACCUGUGAAAUUAGAUGAACAAUCUGACGUCAUUGUAGAUUGGAAUUUUUUAGAAUGUAUAUAUAAAAAUCGAAAUGCAGGGCCAACUAAAGUUCCAGAAGAAAUCAGAAAAAAUUUCAAGUUUGAUGCAUCGAAAUACCAUGAUGCAGUAAUUAUGCCAUGGUAUAGAAGUCAGGAUCAACCUCAGUACUUUUAUGUUGCUGAAAUUUGUACAAAUUUAAAUCCCAAAUCUUCUUUUCCUGGUGAUAAUUAUAGCACUUUUGAAGAAUAUUAUCUUAAAAAAUAUGAUAUACAGAUACAAAAUUUAGAUCAACCUUUACUAGAUGUGGAUCACACAUCAGCUAGAUUGAAUUUUUUAACACCAAGAUAUGUUAAUCGGAAAGGUGUUGCUUUACCAACAAGCAGUGAAGAAACAAAACGGGCAAAACGGGAAAAUCUGGAGCAAAAACAAAUUCUUGUUGCUGAAUUAUGCGCAAUUCAUCCUUUUCCAGCUUCACUUUGGAGACAAGCAGUUUGUUUACCUUGUAUUUUAUAUAGAAUUAAUGCUCUAUUACUUGCUAAUCAAAUACGGUGUCAAGUUGCACGAAUGAUAAAUUUAGGACAGGAAAAUUUAAAUCUCGAUUUUGAAUGGCCACCAUUAGAUUUUGGUUGGAGUUUAGCGGAGGUUUUAAAGAAAUCUAAGGAAUCUGAAAAAGCAAAGUUAGCCAGAAAUGAAACUAUCCAACAAAAUUCUGCAAAUGAUACAAUUGAUAAUAAAUGUCAAAAUAUCCCUAAAGAUAUAAUAGACAGUUUACACAAAUCAAAUGACGAAACUGAAUUAGAAAUUGGUACUUGGUCAAGCGACAUGGCAAUGAAUUCUCUGGUUUUUGAAACAAAUAAUUUAAAGUCAUUUCCCUUAAAUGUAACUGUUUUACCAGAUGAUUUUAACUGGAGUUAUAUUCGAUACGGAUCCCCUUCAUGUGAAUCAGAUUUCGACGGUUAUGAAUCAGACGAUUUUUAUGACGAUGGAUUUGUCGAUACUUGUGAUGGAAGUGAACAUGAAAACAGAAGGUUACGAAUUGCUUACAUGGGAGAAAAUAUUGCAGAAGCUGUAGAAGACAAGAAACAGAUGUCUAAGCAAAAGACUAAUAAAAAAGUUUUGAAUUUGUUAGAAGCUGAGAAAAGUUUGGAUGACGUUUUAUGGUCGUACACGGAAGAGAAAGAGAAUUCUUCAAUUGCGAAGCAUAGACAAGCUCAUUACGAAUUUGCUAAAGUAAGAGAAUGUGAAAUAAUGCAAAAUGGAUCUUUUAUAUCCUGUGACAAUGAAAUUGCAAUAAAAAAAAAAGCUUCAUGUAAUUUACAAUGUGAAGAGAAUUUGCCAAAUUAUAAACACAAAGAUUAUGUAGAAACUGUAGUCGAGAAAUUCACUAAAGAAAUAUUAAAUAACAAUGAUACUAUACAACUGAUAAAAAAGGAUUCUAAUCCAUCGAAAUUUACAUAUCAUUCGGAUAGUAAUCUUUUUAGCUUUGAUUUUCAACCAGAACUAGAAAACCAUGCGGGCCCAAGUCCCAGUUUAAUCUUGCAAGCUUUAACUAUGUCCAAUGCAAAUGAUGGUAUUAACUUAGAACGUUUAGAAACUAUUGGUGAUUCUUUUUUGAAAUAUGCUAUAACUACUUAUUUAUAUUGUACAUAUGAUAAUAUACACGAAGGCAAGCUUAGUCACUUGAGAUCUAAACAGGUCAGUAAUUUAAAUUUAUACAGAUUAGGGAGACAAAAAAUGUUAGGUGAGAGCAUGAUAGCAACAAAAUUCGAACCACAUGACAAUUGGUUACCUCCUUGUUAUUAUGUUCCAAAGGAACUUGAACAAGCAUUAAUUGAAUCUGGUGUACCUUCUACUUUGUGGAAUCAAGCCGACAUUCCAGCUUUGCAAGCCGUAAAUCCUUCUGAAAUAACUCAAUUAGUUCGAGAAACGGAACAAAAAUUGGGUGUCAUGAAAACUGAACUUGAUCGGAAUGAGACAUCACUUUCGAAUAAUUUAGAUAAUAUGCGUUGUUUUAUACCGUACAAUUUAAUUACGCAACAUAGCAUUCCUGAUAAAAGUAUUGCAGAUUGCGUGGAAGCGUUGAUUGGAGCUUAUUUAAUUGCUUGCGGAUCUAGAGGUGCAUUACUUUUCAUGACUUGGUUAGGGAUUCAUGUUUUACCUACAGAAGAGAUUACUAUCAUACAAGAAUCAGAACCAAGAGAAAGAGUUCCAGGUAGUACCCCUUAUAUAAAAGGAACGAACGAAAAAGGACAAACAACAUGGACACAGAUUCGUUAUGGAAAAUUGGAAGAGCCACAAAAUCCCUUACUUCGAUACAUUCCUGAUCCAGAACAAGAAUUAAAAAUGAUGCUUGAUGGUUAUGAAGAAUUAGAGAAAAGUAUAGGAUAUGAAUUUCAUGACAUUAGUUAUUUAUUACAAGCAUUUACUCAUGCAUCAUAUCAACCUAAUAGGCUGACAGAUUGUUACCAACGUUUAGAGUUUCUUGGAGAUGCUGUUUUAGAUUAUUUAAUAACAAGACAUUUAUAUGAAGAUGCUCGUCAACAUUCUCCAGGUGCUUUAACAGAUUUACGAUCCGCCUUAGUUAAUAAUACUAUAUUUGCUUCUUUAGCUGUAAGAUGUGGAUUUCAUAAAUAUUUUCGACAUCUUUCUCCUGGUCUAAGUAUUGUCAUAAAUCGUUUCGUUAGGAUUCAAGAAGAAAAUGGACAUUCUAUUAGCGAAGAAUAUUGUUUAAUUGGAGAAGAAAAAUGCGAAGAAGCUGAAGAUGUAGAGGUACCAAAAGCAUUAGGUGAUGUUUUUGAAUCAUUAGCUGGUGCAAUUUAUUUAGAUAGUGGAAUGUCCUUGGAUGCAGUAUGGAGCGUCUAUUACGCCAUUAUGAAAAAUGAAAUUGAACAAUUCAGCACCAGUGUUCCUAAAUCUCCAAUUCGUGAACUAUUAGAAUUAGAGCCUGAAACAGCAAAGUUUGGAAAACCAGAAAAAUUGGCUGAUGGACGAAGAGUUCGAGUUACAGUAGAUGUUUUUGGUAAGGGCUCUUUUAAAGGAAUUGGCAGAAAUUAUAGAAUUGCAAAAUGUACUGCAGCAAAAUGUGCUUUAAAAAAGCUGAAGAAGAUGCAGAAUUAUUCAGGAGAUAAACUAUGAUAGCAUAUACAAUAUUAGAUCAAAAUGAAAACAUAAAAUGAGAUUAAUUUCUGUAUUACUGUUAAAAUAUAUUUCUAUAAAA
Bombus pascuorum is the source of this 6039-nucleotide messenger RNA. RefSeq names its product endoribonuclease Dcr-1 (gene Dcr-1). Gene Ontology annotation, biological process: siRNA processing; pre-miRNA processing; apoptotic DNA fragmentation. The record is from RefSeq and is a predicted model, not a curated record. Gene Ontology annotation, molecular function: RNA binding; ribonuclease III activity; deoxyribonuclease I activity. Lineage: Eukaryota; Metazoa; Arthropoda; Insecta; Hymenoptera; Apidae. The coding region runs from base 168 to 5957 and encodes 1929 amino acids. The transcript has 20 exons. Gene Ontology annotation, cellular component: RISC complex; cytoplasm; nucleus.